Molecule: messenger RNA, 3863 nt
Organism: Oncorhynchus mykiss (rainbow trout)
Lineage: Eukaryota; Metazoa; Chordata; Actinopteri; Salmoniformes; Salmonidae
Product: E3 ubiquitin-protein ligase Topors
Biological process (GO): protein polyubiquitination; protein monoubiquitination
Molecular function (GO): ubiquitin protein ligase activity
Source: RefSeq, a predicted model, not a curated record
CCUUUGCGUUUAAAAAAAAAAAAUGUAGCAUUACAUCACGGUAUGAAACAGGAGGCCAACUCCAAAGAGUGUGGUAAACAACUAAAUUAAUUUACUUCUCUUUAGUACAUAUGGAAAUAGUGAAAUAUGAAAAGAUAAUGAGAGGUCUUGAGUGUUGUCGCCGACAGGAUUCCUAGACAUUUGCCUCGGAUCCCCGGCUUUUUUUUUGACUAUCACCAUGGCAGCAGCAAAGAUGACCUUACGGCUACGCAAGAAGAGUGCCCUGGACAAGUCCUCUGAGGUUUUGUCUGCCGAGGCGUCUCCAGACUCUAAGUGCCCCAUCUGUCUGGACCGAUUCAACAACAUGGCCUACCUCGAUCUCUGCUUGCACAAGUUCUGCUUCCGCUGCAUCCACGAGUGGUCCAAGAACAAAGCUGAGUGCCCGCUAUGCAAGCAGCCAUUCAACUCUAUCUAUCACAGUAUACAAUCAGAGAAGGACUUCAAGAAGUAUGACCUGCGGCCCACGGAGAACGGUUCCUUUGGGAGUUUCGCAGGGGAACGGUUCCGCUACCGCACCACGCUGACGGGGGCGCGUCGGCAGGACCAGAGAAGAACAUCCCCUCCCCCCGACAACGGGGUCAUGUUCGAGGCCCUAACGGGGGCUUCCCCCCCUCCUCGACAGGACCGAGGCCUCCGCCGCAUGAUGGCGCGCCUGGCGGCCAGGAGGCGGGCAGAAAGCGAGGGCCGGACCGUGCGCAGCCUCCGUGAGCAGGAGAUGAUCAAGUUCAGACGGGCGCUCUACCGGCGAGGGGUGCGAGUGCGGAGCGUGCGAGACGGUGGCCGUUCCCGGGACAUCUCGGCGGAGUUCUUUCAGAAGAACCCGGCCUGCCUGCACCGCCUGUUGCCCUGGCUGAAGAGAGAGCUGGUGGUGCUGUACGGCGCUCACGGCUCCCUGGUCAACAUCGUGCAGCACAUUAUCAUGUCCCGCAUCACCCGCUAUGACAUGGAGGACCGGGCCAUCCACGAGGAGCUGCAGCCUUUCCUCCAGGCCCGCACCGAUCACUUCCUGCAUGAGUUUGUCAACUUCGCCCGAGCACCCUUCAACAUGGAGGCCUACGACCAGCAUGCCGUCUACGACUGCCCUGCGCCGUCCUCGGACGAGGGCAGCAGCUCCAACUCCUCGGUGAUUGCCAUCUCCGAGGAUGAGGAGGAGGGCGAUUCUGUGGAGCUGGACCCCAUGUCCGGGGGCGCCCUGAGCCAGUCAACAUGGGACGACGAGACACCCGGACCUUCGUACUCCACAACAGAACCCACCAGGGCCCUGCUGCUAUCCAUCAGAGACUCUGACUCAGAGAGCAGUGUGGGGGAGGAGUGCGGAGCAGUGUUACAGCCAAAGACCCCUCGCCUGACUGCGGACUCUGCUUGGGUGAAAACCGACAAGGACGGACAGGCGUGUACCUCCUCUGGCGAUGAGGAUUGCAUCAUCGUGGGCUUUGUAAAACCCCUUGCUGAAAGGACCCCGGAGCUGGUCAAGCUGUCCUCUGACUCAGAGGAGUCUGUUCUGGAGGAGAUCAAAGAUGAAGUGCCCAGGCUGCUUCAACACAUCCGCUUCACCAGCCUUAGCCCCGCCUCCUCUCAAGGCCAAUGUCCUGGGAAGGCAGAGGGGGUGGAAAGGAAGCAAGAUGUAUCGUGCUCCAAGGAGAGACGUAACACCUCACCCUCAAUUAGAUGUGAGUCAUCAUCUAGUAAGUCAGCAAGCAAAAACAGAGGACAAACUGAGAAAGACGGCAGGAGAUGUCACAGUCGAGAUAGCUCUAGAGAGAGGCCACGGUCGAGAAGCAGAGACCGGGGGAGGAGGUCCAGGAGCGCCGACCGCAGCCGCUCGACCAAGAGCCCGGCUAUCUCCAUCAACAGCGACAGCACUCUGUCCAGAGGCAGGAGGCAGUCACGCUCCCAAAGCCGCGACCGCUCCCACACUAAAUGGGAGAAGACGAGGGACAAUAAAGAUAGCAGCCGAUCAGGCCGCAGCCACGACUCAUCGUCACACUCCUAUCACUGGCACUACUACAGCCGGGAGAGUGAGAGGGACAGCAGUGCCAUGCUCUACACAGAGAGGAGGUCCUACUACUCCAGCUCACACAGGAACAUCGAUUGCAGGUCCCCGAGCCAGAGUCCUGAUUCCCACCGGCGGGAUAAGAGGCGCUCCAGAAGUCGUUCCAGCACCUGUUCGCCGUCCGGCGCUCACAGGAAGUCUCGUCACGAGAAGCCCAGCGGGAAGAGAAAGUACAAAUCGAGACACCUGGAGGAACCUUCCCCCAAAGACCAGUCCUCCAUAGCCCUCGACGAGCCUCCCUCCUCCACCACCUCGUCCUAUGUGAAAGACAAGAAGAAGAGCAAAGAGAAGCGUCACAGGAAGUCCAAGGAGAAGUCUGGGGGGAAGAGGAGCAGGAGCCUCAGCGUGGAGAUCAUCUUUGAGGGCAGCUCCUCAGAGCAAACCAGGAAGCACCAGAAGAAGAAGAAGAAGCACAAGAAGAAGGGCAAGAGGCACAGGAGCAAAGAGCGCACAGGGUCCAGGAAACACUCGCCCACUGUCAUUACCAUAGACAGCGACAGUGACCAACAUACUGCCGAAGGCGCUAACGAUGCUAACCACACCUGCCCGGUAAGCAGCAGCACAAGCAACAGCGUGCUAGCGCCUAGCACAACCACCACCACAGGCAACCCUGCAGACUCUGGCCUGCUGGAGUCCAUGUUACAAGACUGGGAACAGCAGAUUCCACCUGUGGGUCUGGACAGUGGAGUGCUGGAGGCCAAGCCUCCUAUAAAUGUUGCUGCUGCUUCUGACACACCCACACAGAGUGAGGGGGUUCUGUCCCAAUCUGCCUCUGCGGAUGAGGCAAACUCUCAUAGCCCUUCAAAUGACAACACAAGUCAUUUUUUGGAAGAAUCAUAAUGCUGGCCUCGGUGGGUAGGAAGACAUUUAAUUUACCUUUAAAAGUUAGUUUUACACCUCACUAUGUAGGAUGUUAUAUGUACUGUUCUGCCAAAAGGUGCUCUUUCAUUUGGGAUGUGCCACUUUGCUGUAUGAGGUUAAAAAAAAAGGGGGGUCAAAGAUUGGGUUUUAUUUGUCUUAUUUACAGUGACUGUCUGUAAGGCCUACAUUUAAAAAGUAUUUGUAUAAAAUACUUCAACUAAUUUCUUAUCAGUCAUUCAUUUCUAUGCAUCAUUCUCAGGGAUAACAUGGGCAAUAAAGCUGAUGUAGCUUGUACCGUUGUGUUGAAACCAAACACCUUGUCUACCUGCUGUUCUUGUAAUCUGAUGGAAAACUGCUCUUAAUACUAGCCAAUAAAUCAAUAUGGGAAUGGGAAAGACUGUUGUUGUAACUGUGGAGUUGUAAAUAGUAAUAAAUGUUUCAAAACUGAAAUCAACAGCUGAUAUGACCUCCUGAAUAAGUCAGCAUUGGCCAGUGGCUCGUCGUUGGAGGCCACAUAUGUAAUGGUUACUGCCUGAGUGGGUAUCCUUUCAUGUGGAUGGCAUGAGAGUUCUAGAACCUUACAGAUGCUACUACGAUUAAGAUGCUAACACGUUACUGAAGCUGAUUCUAGUGUGAUAAAGGAACAUCAACUUGCCAGUGGUGCAAUAAACAUUUUGAAAGUAAGAAGUAUCAUAAUGUCCCCAUUAGAUUAGGCUUCUUAUCUGAGUGGGCACGGUUGCUUUUCAUUUGAGAUUUGAUAAAAAUGAUGCUACGCUGUUGGGACAAGACAAGAGUGGCGAUUUUAGCAUGUAAAUCUUGGUGGGGCAAACUCAAAAUAUACAGUGCCUUGCGAAAGUAUUCGGCCCCCUUGAACUUUGCGACCUUUUGCCACAUUUCAGGCUUCAAACAU